Molecule: messenger RNA, 1275 nt
Organism: Rotaria socialis
Lineage: Eukaryota; Metazoa; Rotifera; Eurotatoria; Philodinida; Philodinidae
Source: the annotation of a GenBank genome assembly
AUGGUCAACAAAGACUAUUAUGCUAUAUUAGGUGUAAGUCGAAUAGCUACGGAUGAUGAAAUCAAACGCGCGUACAAACAAAAAGCACUUAAAUAUCAUCCCGAUAAAAAUCGUGACGAUACUGAUGCAGAAAAAAAAUUUACGGAUAUUAGAGAAGCAUAUGAACUCUUAUCGGAUCAUUAUAAACGUUCAUUAUACGAUCGAUUCGGUUCAGAUGAUAUUCGAAAUUAUUUCAACGCUGAUUCUCGUGGUAGUUUUCGUGAUUCAUUUUCAACCGGUAAUUAUAAUUCUUCAUAUGGCACUGAUGCAGCUUAUGAUGCAGUUCAUAAUUAUUUUGUGCGUUCUAAAGAUCCAACGACAUUCUUUGAUUUAUAUGUUACAUUAGAAGAAAUCGACAAGGGUGCAAUUAGGAAAUUAAAAGUCACACGUAAACGAUUUAAUGCUGAACUGAAUGCAGUGGAAAAAGAUGAAAAAGUUCUUGAAAUUCCAAUAAAACCUGGAUGGAAAGAAGGAACAAAAAUUACAUUUGAAAAUGAAGGUGACGAACAAGAUCAAAAUACUAUAGCAGGUGAUAUUGUAUUCAUUAUUCGAGAUAAACCACAUCCUAUAUUUGAACGUUCAAAUUCCGAUAUAAUCUGUCGAGUUAAACUCACAUUAAAACAAGCAUUACUUGGAACAUUAAUAGUCAUUCCAUUUCUUGAUUCAACUAAACCACCGUAUCAACUACGUACUUUUGAUGAAAUAAUCACACCACAAACAGAAAAACGCUUUCCAAACGAAGGUCUACCUUAUCCAAAAGAUCCAACAAAGCGUGGCGAUCUUAUUAUUAAAUUCGAAAUACUUUUCCCGAAAUCUCUUAAUAGCCAACAAAGUACAUUCGCAGAGAGUUAUUUUCCGAAUUCAUUAGAUUUCUAUCAACCAUAUGAUUCCGUACUUCAUACAACUAUUAUCGAUCGAACUAAGCAACAACAACAACAACAAACACCACCUACACAACAUCAAUCAUCGUCAACAACUCCACUCAAAUCUCAAUCUUCGUCUAAUACUACUAACAACAGCAGUAAUAAUAAUAAUAAUAAUAAUAAUAAUAAUAAUAAUAAUAAUAAUUCCAAAUCUCCUCAUCGUCAUUCGACUAAUAAUGGAUGUCACAAAUCACCAGCUCCUAACAGUCCUAAUCAACCUAAAUCAGCGUCUGUACGUAUUCCCCCGCCGGUGCCACCACGAACCACAUCGACUUCAUAUACCGGAACAUAUGCCAAUGAUGCUGUCUUCUAA